Colletotrichum godetiae is the source of this 471-nucleotide messenger RNA. RefSeq lists its product as uncharacterized. The transcript has 3 exons. The coding region runs from base 1 to 471 and encodes 156 amino acids. NCBI's taxonomy places the organism in Eukaryota, Fungi, Ascomycota, Sordariomycetes, Glomerellales, Glomerellaceae. The record is from RefSeq and is a predicted model, not a curated record.
AUGCGAAACACAAUAUUCCUUAAUUACGCAACGCCAGAAUUGGGUGCAAUACUCGCAGGUGACCGAACCGGGGCGCUUGAUAGCGUGUCCAGAGAUUCUAACAGCAGCGCCGAAAGGUUACAUGAGGUUAACAAAAGUAUAACAGAAGAUGUUGACCGCUUCGGUUAUUCUUACUCUUACUGCGCCCACAUUAUCAGCUUGCUUUCCAAGUACUACUAUACGAUCUCUGGAAUUCGCUCUUUCCCCUCACUUUAUAUCAAACAGCAAGGAGGUAUUAGAAAUACGACUCAGACCCACACGCAAUCGACUAGACCAGGACAGUCGCCGAGCCGAGCCUGGGCCACCGAUAAUUCGGAAAUCGCGCAAAACACGCAGAAACCUUCUAUAACGGGUAUCAAUCUGGCUCGGAAACCAACGGGAACAGGGAUGCCAAAGAUAAAAUCAGACAGCGUUGCGACAACCGCUACGUAA